Molecule: messenger RNA, 780 nt
Organism: Seminavis robusta
Lineage: Eukaryota; Bacillariophyta; Bacillariophyceae; Naviculales; Naviculaceae
Source: the annotation of a GenBank genome assembly
AUGGGAGAUAAUCUUGAAACUGUUAUCAACAGCUGUGGGGAGCGCCUCAACGACAGCACUGCUGAUAACGAAAUCUACAUGGACUCCCUGGUAGAGACAUGCCAGAAUCUAAUGGGGCGUUCAAGAGAUCCUCUUGACCUCUUCGAGGCAACCGAGUUGGAAACAAUCGCCCGGUCUCUGAGCAUGGAUCACGACCUGUCCUCUGAGUUGUGGACCCUCCUUCUCCGAAUCUUCGUUUGCAUCCACAUGGACAGGUUCCACUCUGCGGACUCGCUCAUUUGCCAAUUCAAGAGGCUCACAAAAAGGCUGGUCCUUCCUGGUCUAUUGAAGAAUCUACUUCUCUUCUAUGAUGGGCUUACUUCGGCAGUGUUGGCAUCGCAGGUUGACUGCCGAGAGAAGCGCAUCAGGUUGAACGCAGCCCAGAAGAUUCUGCGCAAACUUCGAUCGGUGGACAAGGAUGACUCGAUCAUGAGAAACAAAGCUUUUAUGUUGGAUGCCCAAAUCCAUGCAGCUCGUGGCCAGGAAGAGACAGCCCUGUUACUGUUUCACAAGUCUGUCGAUCUUGCGAAUGACCAAGGUUUCACUCAUGAGCAAGGCCUUGCCUUUGAGUUGGCUGGCCGCAUGUGCCAGCAGUGUAACAAUCGCGGGGUGGAGGCUGAGCUCUACAUGUCUCAAGCAAAAGAUUAUUUUGGCCGAUGGGGUGCAUAUGCCAAGGUUGAUCAGUUGGAGCUUGCUGGACGUCACAACUCCAUGGGGUUUUCGAGUCAAAGCAACGCCUAA